Hordeum vulgare subsp. vulgare (domesticated barley) is the source of this 1517-nucleotide messenger RNA. RefSeq names its product transcription factor MYB21-like. The transcript is spliced from 3 exons. Lineage: Eukaryota; Viridiplantae; Streptophyta; Magnoliopsida; Poales; Poaceae. The coding region runs from base 602 to 1345 and encodes 247 amino acids. The record is from RefSeq and is a predicted model, not a curated record.
AAGAUGCUAUUGUCGUGGUCUAUAACUUAUAUUUUUUAUAGUUAAAUUAAAGGUCAAAGUUUGACCUAAAUACAAGGGGGGCUAAUACAUCAGGAUGGAGGUAGUAAUUGUUAGCAGUUGGCUAUUGAUAUGCUAUACUGAUUACUGACCAAACAACAUGUAGAUUCUUUUUGACACCAAAUGUAAUUUUGAAUUUGUUUACUUUUUUUUAUUUUGACUGUUCAUAUGGGUGCAUUUCAGCUUGGGGUUAGGAGGACACUUUUGGUGUUGAUGCCUCUCUCCACUUCUCUCUGUACCUUUUCACCUAUACGGUCCCUUCAUGUGUAGAAAUCGUUUGUCACUUCAUCUCCUUUUCCAUUCUCUGUGAACAAAGGAAUCGUUGGUUUACAUAUAAGACAAGCCAACAAAAACGAUAGGAGGAAGGGAGAUAUUAUUACAAUGCAGUAAAGUAAAAAAAAAUUGACAUCCAUCACGCCAUAGGUAUUUCUCAGCACAAGCAGCUACUCCAGUACUUAUAAGCUAAGGCAUUGGGUCUCUCAUCUGCAGUCUGCCCCCCUCUUGGAGACAAGCAAGAACAUCUGCAAACUAAAAGAAAGAAGGGAUGGUGAAGAAGGGGAAGUGGUCCAGGGAAGAGGAUGACUUGAUGAGAAGACACAUUGUGAAGUAUGGCGUCGGCCGUAGUUGGCAGGCAUUGGCUGAAACCCUAGGGCUUCAGCGUUGCGGCCGGAGCUGCCGGGCGCGCUGGCUGAACUACCUCCGGCCGGGACUGAAGCACGGCAACUUCACGCCGGCAGAGGAGAGCAUCAUCUGCGAGAUGUACAGCAAGAGGGGAAGCUGCUGGUCCGUCAUCGCCGCCCAGCUCCCCGGGAGAACGGACCUCGCCGUCAAGAACUACUGGAACGGCACCAUCUCCAAGAGGCACCGCCCCUCCUCCAGCACGACGUCGGACGCCACCAAGCCGGAGGAGCUCGCGCUGGUCGUCCACGACGAGGAGAGCUCCACGACAGGAUCGCCAUGCCAUGCCGCCGGCAGCUUCGUGGUCGCCCCCGUCCUGGCCGGCUCAUCGACGCCCGUGCAAGGGCAGCCGCCGCUGGCUGUCGGCGGCUGCAACGCGGCCAAAGAAGAGGUCGGUGAAACGGUGCCGGUUGAGAGGAAGCCGGCCAUGGCGCCCGCGCCAUUGCCAGAGAAUGCACCGGCGCCGCCUGGUGACGAGGCCAGUGCGAUGGACAUGGUCUGCGCCCCCAUGUCUCGCAUCCCCCAGGCGUCCAUGGAGCCGGACGACAUGCCUUUGAUUGACGGUUUCGACGAGAUCGACAGCUUCCUGCCCUGGUUCGAUGACUGGUAAUCAAGUGGCAACGUAGGUAGAAUGGUUAUCGUCAAUGGCUGUACUGUGAAACAUUUACCGUGUUGUUUUUCGAAAAAGAUUUACCAUGUUGGUAGGGUUUGACGGAUAUAUGAAAAGAAAGGUACAUUCCCAAUCUAAUCAUAACUGGGCGUAGCCAUUCUGUUGAUGUGAA